Messenger RNA from Aethalodelphis obliquidens (Pacific white-sided dolphin), 1344 nucleotides. It is a transcript of the gene AGBL4, whose product is annotated as AGBL carboxypeptidase 4. The transcript has 13 exons. Gene Ontology annotation, molecular function: metallocarboxypeptidase activity; zinc ion binding. Lineage: Eukaryota; Metazoa; Chordata; Mammalia; Artiodactyla; Delphinidae. The record is from RefSeq and is a predicted model, not a curated record. The coding region runs from base 1 to 1344 and encodes 447 amino acids. Gene Ontology annotation, biological process: proteolysis.
AUGGUGCUUCCAACUGGAUACUGUGGACAGCCCAAGAAAGGACAUCUUAUCUUUGAUGCUUGCUUUGAAAGUGGUAACCUUGGACGGGUGGACCAGGUGUCUGAGUUUGAGUAUGAUUUAUUCAUUAGGCCGGAUACCUGUAAUCCACGCUUCCGAGUCUGGUUCAACUUUACUGUUGAGAACGUGAAAGAAUCACAGGUGAGAGAAAUAGUGGAUACCUUCAUUGUGGUUUUGAGAGUCAUUUUCAACAUUGUUAACUUCAGCAAAACUAAAAGUCUUUAUAGAGAUGGGAUGGCCCCUAUGGUGAAAUCUACCAGCAGACCAAAAUGGCAAAGACUGCCACCUAAAAAUGUUUACUACUACCGCUGCCCGGACCAUAGGAAGAAUUACGUGAUGUCCUUUGCAUUUUGUUUUGACCGAGAAGAAGAUAUUUACCAGUUUGCUUACUGCUACCCAUAUACGUACACUCGCUUUCAGCAUUACCUUGACAGCCUGCAAAAGAGAAACAUGGAUUACUUCUUCCGGGAGCAGCUGGGUCAGAGUGUGCAACAGCGGCACCUAGACCUCCUGACGAUAACCAGCCCUGACAACCUUUGGGAGGGGGCAGAGCAAAAGGUGGUAUUCAUCACAGGACGAAUCCACCCAGGGGAAACACCCUCUUCAUUUGUGUGUCAAGGGAUCAUUGACUUCCUCAUAAGCCAGCACCCUGUUGCUCGUGCCCUACGGGAACACCUGGUCUUCAAGAUUGCACCCAUGCUCAACCCUGAUGGCGUCUACCUGGGCAAUUACAGGUGCUCUCUGAUGGGGUUCGACCUCAACCGUCACUGGCUGGAUCCCUCUCCAUGGGCCCACCCCACCCUGCAUGGGGUGAAACAGCUCAUCAUUCAGAUGUACAACGACCCAAAAACAAGCCUGGAGUUUUAUAUUGACAUCCAUGCCCACUCCACCAUGAUGAAUGGCUUCAUGUAUGGCAACAUCUUUGAAGAUGAGGUGCGGUUCCAGAGGCAGGCCGUCUUCCCCAAGCUCCUCUGCCAGAAUGCCGAGGACUUCUCCUACUCCAGCACGUCCUUUAACCGAGAUGCCGUGAAAGCAGGAACUGGCCGUCGCUUCCUCGGUGGGCUGCUGGACCACACUUCGUAUUGCUACACCCUCGAGGUUUCCUUCUACAGCUACAUCAUCGGUGGCACCACGGCCGCUGUGCCCUACACAGAGGAAGCCUAUAUGAAGCUGGGGCGGAACGUGGCGAGAACGUUUUUGGAUUAUUACCGGCUGAACCCCAUGGUGGAGAAAGUGACGAUCCCCAUGCCAAGGCUGCGGAGAAAGCAUGUACACAUGCAAAGAUAG